Molecule: messenger RNA, 1719 nt
Organism: Diaporthe citri
Lineage: Eukaryota; Fungi; Ascomycota; Sordariomycetes; Diaporthales; Diaporthaceae
Exons: 2
Coding region: 1-1719 (572 amino acids)
Biological process (GO): hydrogen peroxide catabolic process; response to hydrogen peroxide
Cellular component (GO): mitochondrion; peroxisome; cytoplasm
Molecular function (GO): heme binding; catalase activity
Source: RefSeq, a predicted model, not a curated record
AUGGCGCCCUCAGCAGAUACCAGCUUCGCAGGGCAUGUCGCCACCCAGUUCUCUGCAUACGAGAAGGACCGUGGUGUGGCCUCCAAAGACGCCCUUUAUGCGACUUCCAACGGGGCCCCAGUGCCUCACCCAUACGAGGCUCAAAGAGUCGGCGAGAACGGCCCUUUGUUGCUGCAGGAUUUCCAUCUCAUCGACCUUCUCUCACACUUCGACCGAGAGAGGAUUCCCGAACGGGUCGUCCACGCAAAGGGCAGCGGAGCCCAUGGAUUCUUUGAGUGCACCAACCCCAUACCCGGCAUAACCGCGGCGGACAUCUUCUCCGAGAAGGGCAAGAAAUGUCCAGUCACGGUGCGCUUCUCAACAGUCGGUGGAGAGUCCGGCUCGCACGACUGUGCCCGUGAUCCUCGAGGCUUCUCCGUCAAGUUCCGAACGGAAGACGGUAACUGGGACGUGGUUGCGAACAACACCCCAGUCUUCUUUCUACGCGACCCGGCAAAGUUCCCACACUUCAUCCACACACAGAAGCGAGACCCUUCAACCCACCUGACCCAUGCAGACGAUUCGACCAUGUUCUGGGACUACCUCUGCAACAACCCAGAGUCAAUCCACCAGGUAAUGGUGCUCAUGGGUGAUCGUGGAAUCCCCGAUGGCUACCGCUUUAUGCAUGGAUACCUGGGGCAUACCGUCAAGCUUGUCCCCAAGGACGGCCAGUGGGUUUACAGCCAGAUCCAUUUCAAGUCUCAGCAAGGAGUCAAGUUUAUCACUCAGAAAGAUUCAGCGUCCAAGUCCCCAGACUAUAGCCAGAAAGAUCUCUACGAGGCUAUUCAAAAUGGUGACUUCCCCAAGUGGUCUGUCGAAAUCCAGACAAUGACACCCAGGGAGGCCGAGGAGCUUUGGGAGAAGCAGAAGAUCAACGUUUUCGACUUGACGCACGUCUGGCCACAGAAGCAGUUCCCUCUCACCAGGAUUGGGGAGUUCACGCUGAACGAGAACGCCGUCAAUUACUUCGCAGAGGUUGAGCAGGUUGCGUUCAGCCCAGCCCACAUGCCACCAGGCAUCGAGCCCAGCGCCGAUCCAGUCCUCCAGAGCAGGCUGUUCUCGUACCCCGACACACACCGCCACCGCAUCGGCGUCAACUACCAGCAGCUGCCAGUCAACGCCCCGAGGACAGGAUACAAGUUCGGCAACUUCCAGCGGGACGGCCAGAUGGCCUUCUUCAACCAGGGUGCCCGGCCUAACUACCUGUCCUCCAUCGACCCGAUCAAGUUCCGCGCCCGGACGGUCGACCUGGACAAGACGCACAGCCACUUCACGGGCGAGGCCAUCGCCUUCCUGUCGGAGGUCCGGCCCGAGGACUUUGUCGCCCCCCGCGCGCUGUGGCAGAAGGUCUUCGACGAGCCUGCGCGCGAGCGCUUCAUCUCCAACGUCGCGGGGAAGAUGGAGGUCUGCAAAGAGAAGGAGUUUAUCAAGCGCCAGAUCGCCAUCUUCCGCGAGGUCGACCCGGAUAUUGCCGCGCGCCUGGAGAAGGCCACGGGCGUCAAGGGGCAUGAUGGUAUCGCGGGCCUCAGCUUUAAUGGCACGCACAACGGUAUGGCUUCCGACAAGAAGAAUAGGUAUGCGAACAGCAUUGAUGUCAGCAAGGGCGGGAGCGUGACUGCGAACAAUGGUGCGCCUGUCUCUGGUACGCAUAGGGUGGAGAAUGGUUCCAACGGUCACUAA